Molecule: messenger RNA, 1018 nt
Organism: Drosophila grimshawi
Lineage: Eukaryota; Metazoa; Arthropoda; Insecta; Diptera; Drosophilidae
Exons: 1
Coding region: 114-785 (223 amino acids)
Source: RefSeq, a predicted model, not a curated record
UAGUUAAAAUCUUGAGCUGAAAACAUAUUCAUCACAAAUCACAAGCAAAAAUCACCUGAAAUUUUACAGCAUUGACACUAGUCUUAAUAAAUAUUUCAAGAAAUAUCAAAAAAAUGGAUGAACCCAUUAUAUCCAUAUAUGAUAUGUUGGUGAUGCGUCGCAAGCAGCAGCAGCAGCAGCAAAUGGACUUAACGCAGAAUCGAGACACUCAUUCCAAGUCCGGAUCGGAGCACAAUACCCAAACCAAAAAGUUUCUGCAGCACAAGACCCGCUCUAAGAUGUCGGAAGAGAUCAAAUUGAAGCCGGGAUGGAGAAUGGCCACCAAUGUGGUAACUGCCACGCAUAUCACACAAAAAUGGUCGACAAUCUUAACGCCUCCGCCGGGCAAGAAGGAGGUGGUCAAUCAACUGGUCGAGACGAUGGCGGGUAAGCGUCCAAAGAAGAAACCCAUCGCGUCAACACUGGAGAGCGCAGAGCACUCCGAGCGUACCCCUACCUUACCAAGGAAACUGAAAAAGUUAAAGUGCAACAAAUCAUCGCGUGGCAGUGCAUCCAGUAAAUCUUGCAUGCGUCUGGCUCUUUCACCACGCAACAAGAAUGCUUCGAUCAAACCAAAAGUUAAACGAGAGGCAUUCCUCAAGGCCAAAGCAUUCAUUGAGCCAAAAUUACCCAGAUCCAAGGAUCCUGAUGCUAUCAAGGCACAUCAAGUUGGCCGUCAGACGAAGAAUUCCAGCAAUGCGUCGAAAUCAACGAGAGUUGAUAAUGCCGCUCGAUAUCGCAUCUGAAAGCCGACAUUAUCAUCUACAAAUUGUAAGUUUAAGGAUACAAAAACACGGAAAAAAAAAACAGAAUUGUAUUUGUUUUGCGACGCAUUCAAGUGGCAAUCAGUGGGAUUCAUUGUAGCUUCUUCAGAUGUGGAGCCUCUUGGUUUACGUGUGGACAAUCUUUGCUAAAUUUAAAGUUUUUGCUAAGCACACAACAUGAAAAUAAAUAAAAAGUAUUGGAAUUAAUUAUAAAA